AUGGCAAAGGUCAAUCCCGUGGAGGUUAGUCACGAGGCAGCCAGGCAGAAUACCAACACAAUGCAUCUGGCAUUGAGGCCAUUUAUGAUGAUCUCGCAGUUGCUCGCCACUUUGCCAGUAACAGGUACUUGGCAAAAAUCGAGUCUCGAACAUGUUCACUUCAGUUGGUGUACACUAAUUGCAUUUCUCUCUCUCAUCAUGAUCACUUUCUCCAUCAUCGAUGUGGUGCUAUCCACAAAGGUUGUGGUGGAGCUGGGCCUAAAGCUGUACACAGUUGGUCCUUUUAGUUUCAGCAUCAUUUCAGCGUUGAGUGUCAGCAGCUUUCUGCAACUUGCACGAAAAUGGCCAAAUCUAAUAAAACACAUGGAUCGUUGUGAGCAGAUAUUUCUACAGAAAUCGUAUGGAAAUAAAGAAUCACGCAACUUUAGUCACAAUGUGCGUAAAUUUGGCGGAAUUUUACUUUUCGGUGCAGCGUUGGAACAUUCAGUGUACAUUAUGACGGCGAUUUUUAAUAAUGAUUUUCAAAUUAAGCAAUGCAACUUAACGGUAGACUUUUGGAAAAAUUACUAUAUGCGCGAACGUUUGCAGAUAUUUUCGAUAUUCAACUACCACGCUUGGUUGAUACCGUUAGUACAGUGGAUUACAAUAUCGACAACUUUUGCCUGGAACUACGUAGAUAUAUUUCUGAGCAUGAUUUUCAAAUGCUUCGCUAUACGCUUUCGGCAAAUGCAUUGGCGAAUCAAACGACAUGUGAAUAAGCAUAUGGAGGAUGAUUUUUGGCAUGAGGUCCGUAACCAUUUUAUGGUUCUUGUCGAAUUGUUGCACCUUUUCGAUGAUGGCUUGUCAACUUUGAUACUGGUGUCUUGCUGCAAUAACUUAUAUUUUAUAUGUGUACAAAUAUUCCACAGUUUCAACAAUCGAGACACCUUUAUAAAAGAAUUCUAUUUUUGGUCCUCAUUACUUUUCGUGUUGCUACGCAUUUUGACAAUGAUGCUUUCAGCCUCUGCGGUGCAUGAUGAAGCGAAUAAAAUUAUGUCGACAAUGUAUGAGAUACCAACAAAAUUCUGGUGCUUGGAACUCAAACGUUUAAAUGAAAUCAUCGUUCAUGAUUUGGUGGCGUUUAGUGGUAAGAGUUUUUUCUUUCUGACCCGUCGUCUCAUAUUUGCGAUGGCUGGCACUAUAGUUGUGUACGAAUUGGUGCUAAUCGAUCAGGUGGAGGAUAAGGAUGUCGUUACAGAUUUUUGCACAUCACGCAAUCAUUGUCCCGCGCUUGACUAUCGGAAAACUGCUCUCAGCGAUAAUAGAAACGAAUGUAUAAUGGAUUUGAAAUCAUGGAGUGCAAAACCUAAAAUCGGCAAACGACAUAAACGGAUUAUUGGUGUGUUAAGAGUUCGAAAUAUAUUUCGGCGCGGCACGAAGCUUGAUUACCAGCAUUCAGGUAGCUUUCUGGAGGCCAUCGGUCCUGUGUUGUUGCUUGCGCAAAUAUUUGCUUUGAUGCCUGUUUGUGGUAUAUUAUCGAAAUCGGCAUCGGAGCUGUAUUUCUCUUGGAAAUGUGUGCGCACCCUUUAUGCCAUGAUCAUAAUUUUCUGCUUGGGUCCAGCCAGUUUAUGUACCAUUGCCUUUGCUUUUCGUGAAAGUUUCAAUUUCGACACAAUUGAGGCAAUAGUGUUUUAUGUGUCGAUAUUUUUAAUAGCAUUGGCAUUUUUUCAAUUGGCCCGCAAGUGGCCCGCUCUGAUGGUGACAUGGGAGAGUAUCGAGUCAAAGUUGCCGCCAUUGAAAACGGAAAUGCAGAAAGCUGCUUUGGCUCACCGCAUAAAAAUGAUUACGCUUGUGGCAACUGUGUGCUCCGUAGUGGAGCAUUUACUUAGCAUGUUGGGCAUUAUAUAUUACGUGAAUGGCUGCCCUGCCAUGCCAGGACAUCCGAUUCAGAGUUUUCUCUUCUCCAAUUGGGCGCAAUUUUUCUACUUCUUUGAAUACACCAACCUUGCGGGCAUCUUUGGCAAAGUGUUGAAUGUGAUAUCGACGUUUGCAUGGAAUUUUAAUGAUAUUUUUGUGAUGGCAGUGAGUGUGGCGCUCUCGGCACGUUUCCGCCAACUAAAUGAACAUAUGUUGCGCGCUGCCAAACAGCCAACUACCGAGAAAUUCUGGAUGGAUAAUCGUAUAAAUUACCGUAAUAUGUGCAAAUUGUGUGAAGCAACUGACGAUACCAUUUCCAUAAUAACAUUGCUUUGUUUUUCCAAUAAUUUGUUUUUCAUUUGUGGAAAAAUACUAAAAAGCUUACAGAAGAAACCAUCGUGGUCACAUUCAGUGUACUUCUGGUUUUCAUUGGGUUUCCUGUUGAUGCGCACCCUAAUGCUAUCAUUAUUCAGCGCAGAAAUAAAUGAUGAAUCGAAGCGGCCUUUGGUGGUGUUUCGCAGUGUCCCGAGCAAGUUCUGGUGUCCUGAGCUGAAACGUUUCUCAGAGGAAGUGACCACAGACGUGGUGGCAUUGUCUGGCAUGAAAUUCUUUCAUUUAACCCGUGGUCUGGUGCUGUCGGUGGCCGGCAGCAUUGUCACCUAUGAAUUAGUUUUACUCCAGUUUAACAAAGAGGAUAAAGUCAACGAUUGUUAUGAAGGUUGA
Ceratitis capitata (Mediterranean fruit fly) is the source of this 2619-nucleotide messenger RNA. RefSeq names its product gustatory receptor for sugar taste 64e-like. Bases 1 to 2619 code for a protein of 872 amino acids. Gene Ontology annotation, biological process: detection of chemical stimulus involved in sensory perception of taste; sensory perception of sweet taste. Gene Ontology annotation, cellular component: membrane. The record is from RefSeq and is a predicted model, not a curated record. The transcript has 19 exons. Lineage: Eukaryota; Metazoa; Arthropoda; Insecta; Diptera; Tephritidae. Gene Ontology annotation, molecular function: sweet taste receptor activity.